AUGCGAACGCAUGAGCCAGGGAUGUCCAGCAAUGCUACAGUAGCCUGGUUCCGGGCCGUCCACCAGCAGAUCAUGGAGGACGACUCCGACAGAAUGUGGGGCGACAUUUUCCGGGACAUCUCCAAGAUCCUGUGGUACAUUCAUGCUGUGUGGCUGGCGGUUAUUCUAGUUGUGGCCGUUGCCGUGGCGGUCUUCCACAAAGAUUGGCUUCUGGAAGAUGGCCCUGAUAUCAGUGAAGGCCCAACGGAGGCCAACAUGGACGCGCUGGGAUCGCUGAGAAAGCAUUUCCAGAGUCUGUGGGCGUCCGUGGAGAGGAGUUGCAAGAUCUUGUUCGCGUCGCUCAACAGUCACGUCACCGGGAUCGUGAGCUUCGUGGGAUUCCAGAAGAUCGUGGCGAACAGGAUCGUGGCGGCUAGCAGGCCGGGUAUAGCUGGGGGCGGCGCGGAUGACUUUCUGUUGUGCACUUGCAUUGCCGUCUCUGCCCUGGGCAUUUUGACAAGCCUUGUGUUUUUGGGCAUCGACUACAUGCGGCGGCGAGUUAUUGACAGCGCCUGGCAAGAUGAAUUGCGCUUGGAGCUUGCAAGCAAGAGGAUCGACAGCACAGGCCUGGGCCGUAUUCUCAUUUUUCUGACUGGCUUGCUCUUGCUCCUGUACCUGGUCGUGAUCUACCAGAACUGCAAAGAGGAGGCGUUCCACGUCGACCGAUGGCUCGUGCUGAGAAGGAUCUGCAGCUGUGCCACGGUUGUGUUGUACUUGAGCAACCUAAAUGGCCUCUUCGAGUCGCCCAAGAUGCCCUUCAAAGACAUGAAGGACAUUCCGGCGCAAAGCAUCGACGUAGAGGCAUACUUGCAGAAGCACGGUGGCGAUUCGGCCCUGACGAGUCCCUUCCGCCGGAAGCUGGGAGAACUCUCGGGCUGGCUUGCGGGUGAGGACCUCGGGCAGUUCGUGCAAAAAGGGAGUCGCCACGCCCUCUUCCCAAACGAGCCGCGCACUGCCUGGGUGCACGUCAUUCUGGGGCUGCUUCUAGUCGGCGUCGCGCCCUUCGCAUUCCAGCUUGCUAUGUCGGAGCUCUUCGUCACACCUGCGAUUGUAGACCUGAGACCUCUUUCGGCCAUGUUGAUUCCCAAGUUCCAUCCUGGUUUGAAGCUCCACACAUACCGCCUCCUGGUGAAUCCGGCGUCCUCGCGCCUACAAGUGUCGCCGAAGUUCAGCCAGGCAUCGAGCGUCAGCAUUUGCUGUGCGACGGGAUCCUCCUAUCCCCCGUGCGAGAAGAUUCCUUUCGAUCAUUCCCUGCUGAGUUUCGAUGAGCGUCCGGCCGCCUUGCAAGUGCCCAUUGCAUCCGUUUCGGCGCAGUGCGAAUUGACCGUGCGAGGCCUGAGCAGAGAUGACACAACACGGCUCCAUCUCACAGUGGAGACUGUGAACAAGUACCACUUCUCCGACUGCGUGGAAGAUGUGUGCAGCUGCGGCCGCGGAUUUCAAGGAAAGCCAUACAAUGCUUCAGACAAUGCUUCAGAUGGGGCAGGACCAAAUGCCAACACGUGCACUCCGGCACCCUGCAACAUCACUGGCUCAAACGAGGAAAGUGGAUUGAAGUGUCGUUGCAGUGAUGGUUUCCGAGGUAACAUCACGUGGGAUGGACCUGAUCCACAGGGAACGUGCUUGCCAGCCCCAUGUAACGUCAACAACUCCAAUGGCAAAUUUGGCCUCGAGUGCGCCUGCGCGGACAGUUAUGCAGGCAACAUUACGUGGAGUGGCACUGCAGCCACAGGGAAUUGUGAGCCAGCUGUGUGCAUGGUCGCGCACGCAGUGGGCAAUGGCAACGGGUGUCGUUGCGAAGACGGAUUUGCAGGCAAAAUCGCAUGGAAAGGCCCGGACGCCCAAGGAAGCUGUACUCCGGCCAUUUGCAACAUCGCCAAUUCCAACCUUGAGCUCGGGCACAGCUGCAGGUGCAGCUCGGGGUUCGCUGGCAACAUCACUUGGAAGGAGGACGUGUCUUCUGGGACAUGUGAGCCUGCAGAAUGUGCUGUUGAGCACUCCAACGAGAAGCACGGGUUUGCAUGUGCCUGCACUGAUGGCUUUAUCGGCAACAUCACUUGGAAUGGGUCGACCGCAAAUGGGCCUUGCGAGCCGGCGCCGUGCAACGUCGCCAACACCAGCGGAAAAGGCCCAAGUUGCACCUGCCGAGAUGGCUUUGAAGGGAAUAUCACUUGGCAUGGUGCAGUGGCAGACGGAAGCUGUCGGCCGGCAUCAUGCAGCGUGAACAACUCGAACAUGAAGUCUUGGCCUGAUUGCCGCUGCAAGACCCGGGGUUGCCAAGAUGCUCUUCCAACAUCGAGUAUUCAGUGUGGACCAGCCUUGCCUCAGUCAGCGGUUGCAGCUGUGCUGCUGAUGCGCAGCUGCAGCAAGAGCAGGCUGUAG
Molecule: messenger RNA, 2421 nt
Organism: Symbiodinium natans
Lineage: Eukaryota; Dinophyceae; Suessiales; Symbiodiniaceae
Source: the annotation of a GenBank genome assembly